Molecule: messenger RNA, 2022 nt
Organism: Colletotrichum karsti
Lineage: Eukaryota; Fungi; Ascomycota; Sordariomycetes; Glomerellales; Glomerellaceae
Exons: 4
Coding region: 1-2022 (673 amino acids)
Source: RefSeq, a predicted model, not a curated record
AUGAGUUUCUCCUCCCACCACUCCGACGCGUCCGUUGGCACGGCGCUCUCCUCACCCAUGGACAGCCCGAUCCAUCAGGACUUCGCCAGCGGUCGCUGGAACCGUACGCCGGGGAGGAGACCCAGGAACCUCAUCCUCUGCUUCGACGGCACCGGCAACGACUUUUCCGGCACCGAAAAGGAUACCAACGUCGUCAAGCUUCUGAGUAUGCUGGAUCGUCGUCAUGAAGAGCAGUAUCAUUACUACCAGACCGGUAUUGGAACGUACGGGGUUAAUGAGAAGACCAUACACAAGACGUGGCUGCAGGACCAAUGGGGUAAAGUGACUUCGACGCUCGAUGAGGGUUUCGGGAUGACUUUUGACUCUCAUGUGGUGGCCGGCUACCGGUUUCUGAUGCAGUACUACGAAGAGGGUGACAACAUCUACAUGUUCGGCUUCAGCCGCGGCGCGUACACCGCAAAGUUCCUGGCGCGCAUGGUCAACACCGUCGGCCUCCUCUGCCGCGGGAACGAGGAGAUGGUCCCCUUCGCAUACCGCCUGUACGACCGCUACCUCGACGGCGAGUUCAGCUGCCGCCACAACAAAGACACGGAGAAGCAGAAGCAAGAAGAAGGCCGCGACCAAGACUCGGACGACGACGAGGAGAACCACAAAACCCACCACGUGGACGACUGCCACGAGUCGGACCACAGAUCGAUCAAGCAACAGCUCAAAGACGAGCGCGACAACCACCAGCGCAACGCCCGGACCAAGGAGCUCAAGAAGUUCAGCAACACCUUCUGCCGCAAGGAGGUCGACCGCGACAGGGACCGCCACAGGGCGCCCGGGAAGAAGCCCAAGCUGGUGAACGUCAAGGUGCACUUCCUCGGCCUGUGGGACUGCGUCAACUCGGUCUCGGUGAUGGAGAGGAAGGCCACAAGGGAGGUCCUCGUGCACGGCACGGCGCGAAUUAUACGGCACGCCGUGGCGGUCGACGAGAGGCGGGUCAAGUUCAAGGCGGCGCUCUUCGAGCAGGACAAGAAGAUCCAGAAGAAGAAGAAGCAUUACCACGAGGACAUCAAGGAGGUCUGGUUCCCGGGGAACCACGGCGACGUCGGCGGGGGGUGGGAUCCGAAGGCCGACAAGCUGCGGACGGACGACAAGACGUCGAGUCUGAAGGCUCGGUUCUUCGGCGACGCCUCCGACGAGGCCAAGGGCCUCUCGUAUCAGAAGGAGUGCCUGGUCUGCAAGGACUGCGGGCUCUGCAAGGCGGACGAUCGCCACCACGCCGGCCGUCUGGACCCGUGCCGGGAGGAGUACAGCCGCUGCAGGGAGACGGAGUGCCGGCGGUGUCACGAGGACGUCGUGUGCCAGAACCCGCUGCACACGCGCUCGAAGAGGGUCGAGUUCGAGCCGUGCCAGCUGAGCGACACGCCCCUGAUGUGGAUGAUGAAGGAGCUCGAGGAGGAGGGCGGCGUGCACUGGGACGCGGAGAAGGUGAACGAGUUCAGGCACCGGUACGAGCACAACAAGGACUCGGCGCUCGAGGGGUCCGUUCACGAUCCGGUCAUGUUCGGGAUGGGUACCAAGUGGACGACGGUCCUGUUCUGGAACUUCUUGGAAUUCUUCCCGCUCAUCAAGCGAUGGGAGCUCGAUCCCGUGCCCUUCUGGUCGAGACUCGCGUUCUGGAGGACGGCUGAGCCCGCGGUUGCUUCCGGGACGGAUGGGGAGUCCAGUGGGAAGUGGGAAUGGGUGCAGUUUCCGCUCAACAAGGGAUCCACGAGGGAUAUUCCGCCGGACGCGGUGUUCCACCACUCUCUGAUUAUAAAGUUGAAGACGCACAAGUAUCGGCCCGAGAAUAACCAUGGAGGAAAGGGCAAAGAGCCUUGCCUGUGGGACAAGGAGGUUGAGAAGAUUGUUUUCAAGGAGGUUGAGAAGAUUGUUUUCAAGGACGCGUCUGCUCUUGUUAAGGGGAAGCCGCAGCCGCAUCUUGGUCACCAGCUUUACCAGCUCUCUAAGGGAGGACAUGCUGUGGAGGCUUGA